AUGCAGGUCUCUUGGCUCGCUGGAUAUGCUGUGGAACAAGCAGCAUACAACCAUGGUCAGCAGAGUGCCGAGGAUACAAUAAUCAGCAUGGCUCAUGAUUUCGUGGGCAGUAACAACUUAAACCUCUUGAUGCCCCUUGGUAAAUUUGGUAGUAGGGAUCAGGGAGGCCUGGAUAAUGCUGACGGUUGUGACUUGUUUACAUGUAUAUCCCUUGUGACACGCCUUCUGCUCCCUGAGGCGGAUGAUAUUUUGCUUAACAAUUUGGAAGAAUCUGGACGCUCAGUUGAACCCAUAUGGUACAUUCCAAUCAUUCCCAUGGUUUUGGUCAAUGGAAGUAGACGAUGCAAUAGCAGUGUUCCAAGCUAUAACCCAAGGGACAUCAUUGCUAACUUGAGACGAUUACUUAAUUAUGAGUGCAUUGAACCAAUGGACCCAUGGUAUAGGGGCUUCAAGGGCCGUAUAGAGAAGACAGGUGCAACAGUCGAAGGCAGCACAUACAGCACCACUGGUGUUAUAGAUGUUCUCGACGAGCAUGCAGUGCAUAUCACAGAAUUGCCAAUCCAUUGCUGGACGUUGGAUUAUAAAGAUUUUCUGGAAUCUUUCGUGUGUUGUAACACCAAGGAACUAUAUAUUGAGAUGGUCCGUUUGAUUCGUCAUGAUGAUACAAGUUUUGAGUUUAAAUUAACGUUGGACAAGGAGAAUAUGGAAAUAGUUGUGCAAGAAGGUUUGGAGAAGAAACUUAACCUCAUAACAGCAGUUGGAACAACAAACAUGCGCCUAAUUGACAGGACUGGUCUAACUAUCCGAAAAUAUAAGACCCCGGAAGAAAUUCUUGAAGAGUUCUUUGACCUGAGGCUUGAAUACUAUGAGAAAAGAAAGAAAGUGCAACUGGAGCCUCUUAACCUCGACUUGCUGAAGAUCUCUAACAAAGUUAGGUUCAUUCUUAAUGUCGGCCAUGGUGAUAUCACAGUAAUAGACAGGGAGCUAGAUGAUUUGGUUCUUGAACUUCAAAGGAAGGGAUUUGCUCCAUUCCCAGAAACCAGCAAGAAGCCUGAAGGUGUGAGAAGUAUCAGCGCAAGAGACUACGAGUACCUCCUCUCGAUUCCAAUUAGUAGCAUGACUCGAGAAAAAGUGCACGAGCUCUAUGCUGAAACGUCCAAGUUAGAGGAAAAAAUAAAGGAGGUCAGAGGAGCAACGCCAAGAUUGCUCUGGAUGAAAGAUCUUGAUGCUCUUGAGGCCGAACUAGAUAGGCUUGACAUUGAAGCGCGGAAUAUGCAUCACAGACGUGGAACCAAAAGAAUGAAUACGGCUAAAAAGAAGGCUGCCACAAAUGAUGGUAGGAUUGGAGUUUGUAAAUCUGUGAAAGCGAAACCAGCCGCACAAAAGGGGAGACCUAAGAAGUUGCCUGUGGUCGAGAUUGUCGAUGAUGAGUGCAAUGAGGCGCCCCUGCCAGAAGCUCUGCUGGCUGACAAUGUUCUGGACUCCUUUUCAGGUCAUACAGAAGAAGAGCAGAAGAAAGGAGAUACAAGUAGGAAGGUGCCAAGUAAAACAGGAGCCGGGAAGGGAAGAAAGCCCGGGUUGACAGCGGUAGCAACACCAAAAGCCGUGACUCGGGGCGCGGUCGCAGCAAGAAACAAGGUGACGGCAGCAGCAGUAACAUCUGAUGGUCAUUGUAAUGAUGCCAAGGCACACAUGGAGACCGAGAUGGUAGCAGAGGAGGGCGGGGGGCGAGCUCGGACCGUCUCGUCGACGAGCACCGGAGACUCUGCACCAAGGAUGAGGCUAACGAGGAGGAAAAGUAAGAAGGUACAGCGCGCCGGAUGA
Messenger RNA from Lolium perenne, 1824 nucleotides. Lineage: Eukaryota; Viridiplantae; Streptophyta; Magnoliopsida; Poales; Poaceae. The record is from RefSeq and is a predicted model, not a curated record.